AAGUCUAUGGUCAAAAGAAAAACAAAAACAAACAGGGUCGAGGUUCCUUCUUUGAAAUAUGAUUUUAUUGGACUUUAAUAAGAGUAAUAAAGUUAUAUACAUAAUUUAAUAUGUCUCAAAAACUUAGAGUGAUUGAUUUAUAUAAAAGAUUGCUUCAUUUGGGAAAAGAUUAUCCUUCAGGAUAUGCGUUGUUUCGGUCAAAGUUGCAUAAUGUAUUUUUGAAGAACAGCAAAGAAAGUGAUCCUGAAAAAAUUGAGCGAAUGAUAGAACAUGGAGAAUAUGUUAUUAAAGAAUUGGAGGCCUUAUAUAUGUUGAAGAAAUAUAGAACUCUAAAGAGUCGUUAUUAUGAUAACUGAAGUUUUCAUUAGUAUUCGAAGUUAAAGGAAUCUUAAUAAAAAAUUUCUUUAAAGCAAA
This is a messenger RNA of Coccinella septempunctata (seven-spotted ladybird), 414 nucleotides long. RefSeq names its product electron transfer flavoprotein regulatory factor 1 (gene osi). NCBI's taxonomy places the organism in Eukaryota, Metazoa, Arthropoda, Insecta, Coleoptera, Coccinellidae. The coding region runs from base 111 to 356 and encodes 81 amino acids. The record is from RefSeq and is a predicted model, not a curated record. The transcript has 2 exons. Gene Ontology annotation, biological process: respiratory electron transport chain. Gene Ontology annotation, cellular component: mitochondrion.